Molecule: messenger RNA, 1155 nt
Organism: Colias croceus (clouded yellow)
Lineage: Eukaryota; Metazoa; Arthropoda; Insecta; Lepidoptera; Pieridae
Product: N(4)-(Beta-N-acetylglucosaminyl)-L-asparaginase
Exons: 6
Coding region: 99-1121 (340 amino acids)
Biological process (GO): protein deglycosylation
Cellular component (GO): lysosome
Molecular function (GO): N4-(beta-N-acetylglucosaminyl)-L-asparaginase activity
Source: RefSeq, a predicted model, not a curated record
AGAUCUAGAUAGAUCAGUGUUCUGUGAGAUAGAUAAGACACCGGGAAUGAGGGACUAAGUGCGAGUUCAUAAAAUUUAGAUACCUACCUACAAGAACCAUGAAGAAAUUAUUCCUUGUAUUUUAUUUAUAUAAUAUAUUAAAUCAAACAAAUAGUGAAUUAAAUAUACCUAUUGUUGUAACAACUUGGAAAUUUGAAAACUCCACAAUCGGAGCUUGGGAUGUGCUUAAGGAAGGGGGCUCAGCUUUAGAUGCCAUUGAAAAAGGGGCGUCAAUCUGUGAAAGUCAGCAAUGUGAUGGAACAGUUGGCUUUGGUGGUAGCCCUGAUGAAAAUGGUGAAACAACACUUGAUGCUCUUUUAAUGAAUGGCAAAACAAUGAAAGUAGGUGCAGUAGGUGCUCUAAGAAGGAUAAAAAAUGCUAUAUCUGUAGCAAGACAUGUUCUUGAACAUACAAAGCAUUCUAUAUUAGUGGGAGAACUCGCUACACAGUUUGCAGUCCAGAUGGGUUUUGAAGAAGAAAAUCUAACUACAAAACAUUCAAAGAAACUGUGGAUGAAUUGGCAUAAUUCUGGUAAUUGUCAGCCAAAUUUUUGGAUGGAUGUCACUCCUGAUCCAAGCCAAUUUUGCGGACCAUAUCAACCAAAACAAAACUUGCAAGAUAGAAAUAAAAUGAUAAAAGGAGAUAGAUUCAACCAUGAUACUAUUGGUAUGGUUGCUAUAGACAAAAAUGGUGACAUUGCUGCAGGCACAUCUACUAAUGGAGCUAAAUACAAAAUUCCAGGGAGAGUAGGUGAUUCUCCUAUUCCUGGAGCUGGGGCUUAUGCUGAUAAUACUAUAGGUGCAGCCACUGCAACUGGUGAUGGUGAUGUCAUGCUUAGAUUUUUGCCCAGCUUUUUGGCUGUAGAGGAAAUGCGACGUGGAGCAUUACCAACGGAAGCGGCGCAAAUAGCGAUUAAAAGAAUAGCAAAAUAUUAUCCUAAUUAUAUGGGGGCUGUUGUUGCAUUAAGAAGGGAUGGAAAAUAUGGUGCUGCCUGUCAUGGACUUGGCGGCAUGCCCUUCCCAUUUGUGGUACAGGGUGACUCUAUGGAUCACCAUAAAGUUGAGCUUGUUGACUGUUUAUAAAAUAUUAUAAAAUAAAUAAAUUUUUAUCUAUCUA